AUGAAGGCAGGAAGAAGGCCAAGCUGCAAGAGCUGUGAGUGUUUUUUUAGAGUUCUCCCCCGUAGAAAAAAGUUGCAGAAAGUAUUCAUACAGCAUCUACUGAAUGCCGUGUUAGAAAAGGUCUUGGCUACAUCAGCCCCAGCACUUGCCGAAAGAAAGGAGAAAGACCUCGGGUCAUCCUGUGGCAAGCUGCAGGAAGAAAGGGAGGCAUUUGUUUCACAAAUUGCAGAGCAAACGAAGAGCAAUGCCGCAAAAGAUGCCCUACUCGCGGAGCUUAAGAGGCAAAUUGGGCAGACAAAGACUCGUCCACACUGCACCGCCGAGAGCCAGACUUGCUCUCCAUCUACAAAAAGCAUAGGGAGUGAAUGUACUACUGAAUGCGCCGAGGCUGAUGUCCAGGCCACUAGUGAAGUGACAGUGGUGUCAGUUGAGACACAAACGGAUGCAGUGCCAAAGAGGCACCAAAACCGUGCAGUGCGCACCUGGCAGAGUUUCUGUGGCCAGGUACGUAACCUGCACAACCGCCUCAUCCAUGGAACAGAGGCAUUCUAAACCCUACUGGAAAUAUAGUAGCCUCCAUAGGAUGUACUGUUCUUCAGGGUGCUAGCUUUUUAUCUGAUUUAUAAAUUUGAACAGCUGUUAUCUGUAAUGUUUUAUACUGCAAAUUCUAUAUUUUUUAGAUUUGAUACAGAAAUUCAUAAAUGAACUGUAAAUAGUCGCUGAAUCCCUAAGGCGAAGGUUAAGUCAGGCCAUUCCUACUGAGGGCAUCUAGCACAAGAGAGACAUCCUGCUAGUACCCUGGUGAGGGGUAGGGGGCGGGAAGGCAUAUUCCGCGUAACCAUGUGUUUACAUGUGGGCCCCAACAUACAGGGUAUUAGCAGGAGCAAAAAUAUGCGCUAGAUGCUCUCGCUCAACCGCAAAAUAGAACACCAAAGCAACUAAAGACUGUGCCUCGUGUCAUUCCAUGUAAAUAUUUCUAAGUAUGUAAAAAUAACUUGACAAAAGUUGUAUCCCCAAAUAUAUGUAGAAAAAAUAAAACACCAAAGCGACUGAAGGCUGUGCCUCGUGUUGUUUCAGAUAUGUAAAUAAAAAUCAGUAAGUGAGAAUACAACUUAAACAAAGUUGUAGGCUCCCCAAAUAUUGAAAACAAAUUAGAAGGAAAUGACCUUUAGGGGCGUAGCUGUGGUAAUUUUCUUAUUGUGUCUGUGUUGCAACCCUCUAAUCUAACAAUAUUUCGAUGCCUGCCGAUUCAAAAGCGCAUCUAAGUCAUGUAAUAGAAUUGAAUUCGUUAAUGCCAACCUUGAUUUCUGACCAAUUCGUAGACAUGUGCUAAACUCGGAAAAAACUUCUCAC
Nematostella vectensis (starlet sea anemone) is the source of this 1353-nucleotide messenger RNA. RefSeq lists its product as uncharacterized. Gene Ontology annotation, molecular function: metallopeptidase activity; peptidyl-dipeptidase activity. The record is from RefSeq and is a predicted model, not a curated record. NCBI's taxonomy places the organism in Eukaryota, Metazoa, Cnidaria, Anthozoa, Actiniaria, Edwardsiidae. Gene Ontology annotation, biological process: proteolysis. Gene Ontology annotation, cellular component: membrane. Bases 1 to 552 code for a protein of 183 amino acids. The transcript has 8 exons.